AUGAUGAGGUCAUUCAACCAGGUUACAUCAGCCCCAGGCGGGGCUAGCAAAGGUGGUGGAGAAGAGCCUGGGAAGCUGCAGGAUCUGGCAGAAGAAGAAUCCCAGAUUUUGCGCGGAACUGGCCACUGUAAGUGGUUCAAUGUGCGAAUGGGAUUUGGAUUCAUCUCCAUGAUAAACCGAGAGGGAAGACCCUUGGAUAUUCCAGUCGAUGUAUUCGUACACCAAAGCAAAUUAUUCAUGGAAGGAUUUAGAAGCCUAAAGGAAGGAGAGCCAGUGGAAUUCACAUUUAAAAAAUCUUCCAAAGGCCUUGAAUCGAUACGGGUAACAGGACCUGGUGGGAGCCCUUGUGUCGGAAGUGAAAGAAGACCUAAAGGGAAGACACUACAGAAAAGAAAACCAAAGGGAGAUAGAUGCUACAACUGUGGUGGCCUUGAUCACCACGCUAAGGAAUGUAGUCUACCUCCUCAGCCAAAGAAGUGCCAUUACUGUCAGAGCAUCUCGCACAUGGUGGCAAACUGCCCACAUAAAACAGGUGCGCAGCCGCCUGCCACUUCUCAGGGAAGACAGGAAGCAGAAUCACAGGCGUGUACUUCAACUUACCCAAGGGAGGUCUUGGGGGGCCAUGGCUGUGCCACGUCAUCACCGUGUCCAGAGGCUAGAUCCGAGAUCACAGAGUGGCCGGGCAAGUUGCCUCAAGAAGCUUCCUUUGCAAAGUCAUCCGCAGCACCAGAAGAACAGAAUAAAAAGGGGCCUUCCGUUCAGAAGAGGAAAAAGACAUAACCCUUCUCAACCUACCGUUUUCUUUCCCCAGUUGGGAAGUCUACCUCAUGCAAGUACAGGGGAACAGUAUUUCAUAAACAGCAGCUGACCUGGGAUUUUAACUACUGUUGAGGAGCUGUGAAUUUUUUUUUUAAGACAAAUCACUCUAAGCAAAUUACACUUGAGCAGGGUGUCAUGUUUUAGGUUAUUCAGAGAGGAGGAUGCUA
Messenger RNA from Sorex fumeus (smoky shrew), 986 nucleotides. RefSeq names its product lin-28 homolog B (gene LIN28B). The record is from RefSeq and is a predicted model, not a curated record. Lineage: Eukaryota; Metazoa; Chordata; Mammalia; Eulipotyphla; Soricidae. The coding region runs from base 1 to 780 and encodes 259 amino acids. Gene Ontology annotation, molecular function: zinc ion binding; nucleic acid binding. The transcript has 4 exons.